CAAGUUGCAUGCGGCAGCGGGACCUUUUGUUGGUAGUUGUUGAAAGUAACCGCGAGUGCUUGUUGAGUGUCGAAAUGAAUCCGCUGAAGCCGCUGUGCGAUUUUGUGAAAGGUCAUUUCUUUUUGUCACCCAUGUUCCUUUUUAACACGCACGGUCUUAUUUUGUUUGUUUUUAUGCUUUUCUUUUUUUUUCCGGCAGGCUUGAGGUUCUUAAGGGCCCUAAGGUUGAUACAGUUCUCUGAGAUUUUACAAUUUUUGAAUAUACUCAAGACAAGCAACUCCAUCAAGCUGGUCAACUUGUGUUCCAUCUUCAUCAGCACAUGGCUCACGGCGGCCGGAUUCAUCCAUUUGGUGGAAAAUUCCGGGGAUCCUUGGGAGAACUUCGAGAAUUCUCAGGCGCUUUCCUACUGGGAAUGUGUGUACCUGCUGAUGGUCACCAUGUCCACGGUGGGCUACGGCGACGUUUACGCCAAAACCACCCUGGGCCGACUCUUUAUGGUCUUCUUCAUCCUUGGUGGUCUGGCCAUGUUUGCGAGCUACGUGCCUGAAAUCAUAGAGUUAAUAGGCAACCGCAAGAAAUACGGUGGUUCCUAUAGUGCUGUUAAUGGCAGAAAGCACAUUGUGGUGUGCGGCCACAUCACUCUGGAGAGCGUCUCCAACUUCCUGAAAGACUUCCUACACAAGGACAGGGAUGAUGUCAAUGUAGAAAUCGUUUUUCUCCAUAAUAUUUCUCCUAAUCUUGAGCUGGAAGCCUUGUUCAAACGCCACUUCACCCAGGUGGAGUUCUACCAGGGCUCCGUCCUCAACCCUCACGAUCUGGCCAGAGUCAAAAUUGAAUCAGCCGACGCCUGUUUGAUCCUCGCUAACAAAUACUGCGCCGAUCCUGAUGCUGAAGAUGCCUCCAACAUCAUGAGAGUAAUUUCCAUCAAGAACUACCACCCAAAGAUCCGCAUCAUUACUCAGAUGUUGCAGUAUCACAACAAGGCGCACCUGUUGAACAUCCCCAGCUGGAACUGGAAGGAAGGCGACGACGCCAUCUGCCUGGCUGAGCUGAAGCUGGGCUUCAUCGCUCAGAGCUGCCUGGCUCAAGGCCUGUCCACCAUGCUGGCCAACCUCUUCUCCAUGAGGUCCUUCAUCAAGAUCGAGGAGGACACGUGGCAGAAGUAUUACCUGGAGGGCGUCGCCAACGAGAUGUACACAGAGUACCUGUCAAGUGCCUUUGUGGGCCUGUCCUUUCCUGUCAUCUGCGAAUUGUGUUACGUGAAGCUGAAGCUGCUGCUGAUAGCCAUCGAGUACAAGUCUGAUCAGAGGGAGAGCAGCACGCUCAUCAACCCUGGCAACCACGUGAAGAUGCAGGAGGGGAUGUUGGGUUUCUUCAUUGCCAGCGACGCCAAAGAAGUCAAGAGGGCGUUGUUCUACUGCAAAGCGUGCCAUGAUGACGUCACCGAUCCCAAGCGCAUAAAGAAAUGCGGAUGUAAGAAAUCUAAGAACACUUAUAAUGGAUUCAUCAAAGCAAGUAAGUGUGCUUUUGCUUUUUUUUUUCUUCUCCCGUCACUGUUUUUCAAGGUUUCUCUUUGUCUCCCGAGAAAUUUGAAACAAUCAUGUGGCAACAUGGCCUGCACUAUCAACGCGCAUCGUGACAUGAAUGCAGCUGGAUCUUGUCUUCCAUAACUCAUCCUAUUUAUUGCAUUGAGUUGUUUUCAGCCUGUAGUACUUGUGCAUGGUCGUAUUGGAACACAUUUGAAUCGUUCAUCCUCACAUUUCAGUGCAUGCGGGGAGUUUGUUCAAAGAUAUUUUA
Messenger RNA from Hippocampus comes (tiger tail seahorse), 1797 nucleotides. Its product is annotated as calcium-activated potassium channel subunit alpha-1-like. Bases 9 to 1670 code for a protein of 553 amino acids. Gene Ontology annotation, biological process: potassium ion transmembrane transport. Gene Ontology annotation, molecular function: large conductance calcium-activated potassium channel activity. The transcript is spliced from 14 exons. The record is from RefSeq and is a predicted model, not a curated record. Gene Ontology annotation, cellular component: postsynaptic membrane. Lineage: Eukaryota; Metazoa; Chordata; Actinopteri; Syngnathiformes; Syngnathidae.